This is a messenger RNA of Pseudovirgaria hyperparasitica, 1270 nucleotides long. Its product is annotated as NPP1-domain-containing protein. NCBI's taxonomy places the organism in Eukaryota, Fungi, Ascomycota, Dothideomycetes, Acrospermales, Acrospermaceae. The coding region runs from base 113 to 832 and encodes 239 amino acids. The record is from RefSeq and is a predicted model, not a curated record. The transcript has 3 exons.
AAACAAAUUCACUCAGAGUCGACUCUACUAGGACAGUCAACCUCGCGAGGAUCAUUCUCAGCUCCGACUCACCCGCGCAAGUGUUCUAUCAAUUGAAUACAUCUUACUGACGAUGCAGGUCAAGACGUUCGUCAUCUCUGCCCUCUUUGCGAGCCUUACUUCUGCCUUUCCCCUCACCCUCGAGAGCCGCGCAGUAAUAGCCCACGACGCUGUGGUUCCUUUCGCCCAAACCGUUCCAUCAGGCACCACCGGCACGCUCUACCUCAAAUAUAAGCCUUUCCUGAAGAUCUUCAAUGGCUGUGUACCCUUCCCUGCUGUGCAAGCCAACGGCGACACGGGCGGCGGCCUCGCCACAACCGGUGUCUCCGACGGCGACUGCUCCAGCAGCACCGGCCAAGUAUACUCACGCGCCACAUCCUUCGCUGGGCGUUACGCCAUCAUGUACUCGUGGUAUAUGCCCAAAGACUCGCCGUCAUCGGGCCUCGGCCACCGACACGAGUGGGAGAACAUUGUAGUAUGGCUGAGCGCCGCGUCGGAGACGGCUACGACGCUCUCAUUCGCCGUCUCUGCGCAUGGCAACUACGAUGUGUCUGCGAGCCCAAGCUAUAGCGGUGCCAGGCCCUUGGUCGGGUAUCGGAGUGUGUUUCCGGUGAAUCAUCAGAUGGUGUUCACGAGCGAUGUGGGUGGCGAGCAGCCGUUGGUGGCGUGGGAGAGCCUGACAACUGCGGCGAGGACGGCACUGACGGAUACGGACUUUGGAGACGCAACGGUGCCGUUCAAAGAUAGUACGUUCACGGUGAAUUUGCAAAAGGCGAUUGAUGCUGAGGGGUGAAGUUGAGGUGAUUGGUCUGGUCACGAGCAUGUUUGCUUCUACGCAAUUCGAAUACGUACAUUUUUUCUUCUGCAGACACAUUUGGCUCUCCACCUUGGAGCUAGAGCUAGAACUUCGAGGACCAAGACUUAAUACCUUGUACUUCAGCAUUGAACUCAAGGCUACUGGGCAUAUCCUGACUUCUCAUCGCUCUUGGACACGACAUGCUCUUCUAUGUUUCGAAAGCCUAUGCUCGUUCAGAGCAUACAUGACCGUACGCUCCAUACGAGAUCAGUCGGUUAUAUAUUGCAAGACCUACUGCCAUUCACGCAAGGUAACAGGCAGCGACCAUUGCAGUACCACGAAUAUUUUCUUCCACAUAGAUUUUUUCCCAAUUUGGCUCACGACCCAGCUUCAGAGUGCAAUCUUUCCUUACAUAUAACAGACAGCCUGUGAAUC